Octopus sinensis (East Asian common octopus) is the source of this 462-nucleotide messenger RNA. Its product is annotated as vacuolar protein-sorting-associated protein 36-like. The record is from RefSeq and is a predicted model, not a curated record. Gene Ontology annotation, biological process: protein transport to vacuole involved in ubiquitin-dependent protein catabolic process via the multivesicular body sorting pathway. The transcript has a single exon. NCBI's taxonomy places the organism in Eukaryota, Metazoa, Mollusca, Cephalopoda, Octopoda, Octopodidae. The coding region runs from base 1 to 462 and encodes 153 amino acids. Gene Ontology annotation, cellular component: ESCRT II complex; late endosome membrane. Gene Ontology annotation, molecular function: ubiquitin binding.
AUGACUAAACUGAGCCGCGAAUUGGCAACCAAACUGGCUGGAAAAACAAAUUCAGCAGAUCGGGACCCCACAGUUGUGUUUCGGUCAGUUUUGCUGUCUGUUGGGAUCGAAAACCCCGUGAUACGUGGAGGGUCUGACUACCACGGAGAAUUGGCUCAGCAACUUCAUGAUUUUUUGGUGCCAAUUUUGACAAAUGUUGGAGGGGUGGUUGCUCUUGCGGAGGCGUUUUGUCAUUACAACCGAGCUCGGUCACUUUCUCUUAUUUCCCCUCAGGAUAUGCUUUCCGCUGUUAAUCGUUUUUGUGAUAUUCGCGGACAAAAAAUAUUUUUAAAAAAGUUUGAAAGUGGUGCUGCUGUUUUAAUGUUGGAGUCUUUUGAGGGUGAGUUUCUCGGUUCCAAAGUUGCUGAUUGUCUGCGUCUGAGUGGUCCUCUUACUGGUAUUUUUGGAAUUUGUAAAAUUUGA